CCGCCCACUACUCGGAGGCUAGUCGGCGGCUCUCCAAGUGCAUCCGUGCCCGCGCUCAGCUCAGCUCAGCUCAGCCAGGCCACCGCGGGAGGGAACAUGGCGACGGACAAGAGCAAGCACGAGGGACGAGUCAAAAUCGGACACUACAUCCUCGGCGACACGCUCGGCGAGGGAACGUUCGGGAAAGUGAAAGUGGGCCAGCACGAGCUGACCAGGCACCAAGUCGCUGUGAAGAUCCUGAAUCGGCAGAAGAUCCGCACCUUGGACGUGGUGGGAAAGAUCCGCCGGGAGAUCCAGAACCUCAAGCUUUUCAGGCACCCUCACAUAAUUAAACUGUAUCAGGUUAUCAGCACCCCUACAGACAUCUUCAUGGUGAUGGAGUACGUCUCUGGGGGAGAGCUCUUUGACUACAUCUGCAAGAACGGAAAGUUGGACGAGAAGGAGAGCCGUCGACUGUUCCAGCAGAUUAUUUCAGCGGUGGAUUACUGCCACAGGCACAUGGUGGUGCAUCGAGACCUCAAGCCCGAAAAUGUCCUGCUUGACGCGCACAUGAAUGCAAAGAUCGCCGACUUUGGUUUAUCAAACAUGAUGUCCGAUGGUGAGUUUCUACGGACAAGCUGUGGUUCUCCAAACUACGCGGCCCCUGAGGUCAUCUCCGGACGGCUAUAUGCCGGCCCAGAGGUGGACAUAUGGAGCAGCGGGGUCAUCCUCUAUGCCUUGUUGUGCGGGACCCUUCCCUUCGACGACGACCACGUGCCAACGCUCUUCAAGAAGAUCUGCGACGGCAUCUUCUUCACUCCGCAGUACUUAAACCCCGCCGUCAUCAGCCUCUUGAAGCACAUGCUCCAGGUGGACCCCAUGAAGAGAGCCACCAUCAAGGAGAUCAGAGAGGACGACUGGUUCAAACAGGACCUGCCCAAGUACUUGUUCCCCGAGGACCCGUCCUACAGCAACAACAUGAUCGAUGACGAGGCCUUGAAGGAGGUGUGUGAGAAGUUUGAGUGCACCGAGGAGGAGGUGCUCGCCUGCAUCUACAGCCGCAACCACCAGGACCCGCUGGCCGUGGCCUACCACCUCAUCAUCGACAAUCGCCGCAUCAUGAACGAGGCCAAGGACUUCUACCUGGCGUCCAGCCCCCCCGACUCCUUUCUGGACGACCAGCACCUGUCGUCGACGUCCAGCGCGGCCGUGUCCGCCGUCGUCAAGCCCCACCCCGAGCGCGUGCCCUUCCUGGUGGCCGAGACGCCUCCGCGGCCCCGCCACACGCUGGACGAGCUGAAUCCCCAGAAGUCCAAGCACCAGGGCGUGCGGCGGGCAAAGUGGCACCUUGGCAUCCGCAGCCAGAGUCGCCCCAACGACAUCAUGACCGAGGUGUGCCGUGCCAUGAAACUGCUGGACUACGAGUGGAAGGUGGUGAAUCCCUAUUAUUUACGCGUGAGAAGGAAAAACCCAGUGACGAGCAUGCAAACCAAGAUGAGCCUUCAACUCUACCAAGUGGACAGCCGAACCUACCUCCUCGACUUCCGUAGCAUAGACGAUGACAUGUUGGAAACUAAAUCAGGAACGGCGACCCCUCUCCGCUCCGGCUCGGUGGGCAACUACCGCACCACCAUCAAGAACGAUGCGGAGGGGGCGGAGUCCGGCGCCACGCCGCCGCCGCCCAAAGCCGCGGAGGGCUCGCUAGCGUCGUCGCUGACCUCAUCCAUCGACUCGACGGGGGCCGCCGACGUCCCGUCAGUGCCUCGACCGGGAAGCCACACCAUCGAGUUCUUUGAGAUGUGCGCUAACCUGAUCAAGCUGCUCGCACGAUAGCUCGCAAAAAAAAAAACAACAACCACACAACAAUCGCUAUAGCCUUGUUUGCUCUCUCCCGAGUGUCUUUAUAGCAAUAAGCAUGCAAUUCACGGCUCGGCUCAUCCCGGCUGAGGACGCUCCGACGGCACUGAUGCAGGCUUCCUGAAGCUGGAGGGACGCGCGCUGGGCUGGCAGGGAAUGUGAGGGAUUUAGACGCCACCACAAACGGUUGAGCUGACAAGAGUUAAGGAAAGCGUUUUUGCUUGCUUCCCGAUCAAUUUAACAGCCCACCUUCAAAAAAAAAAAGUUUAAAAAAGCAACAACAAAAAAAAGUGAUGACACUGAAUUCCCUGUACUGUUGUAACCAGUGGGCACUGCUUCUAGUACUAAAAAGUGAGAUCAAGUUAUUUUCUUUCGUUUGCUGCAGAGAAGGAAGCUUUUAGGACGCAGGAAGAAGCACUUUUUGCACAACUUUCUUUAAUUCCUGCUGCUCUCGGUGGGGAUCAGGAUGUCUGGCGCCCUCGUCAAUGACUUCCCAUGUUUGUACCUGCAGUCAUCAUCACAACGCCUCUUUUUUUUUUUUUGUCGUCCUCGUCGCUGUAGAGUUAACUUUUGUUUGUCCCCGACAUUUUUUAACGAAUAUAUAUAUAUAUAUAAAGACGUCAUAUUUAUCAGUGAGUGGACUUGUGUUGGUUGUAUCGCUGGAGAAGUCCCGUCUUCUGCUUUUUUGAAUCAUCACUCGUGUCUGUCAAUCAUCCGAGCGUUAUUUGAUAUCCUUGAGAUAUAUCAUCCUCUUUCCGGUGUCACGUAUUAAAAUGACACCUUGAUUUUUAUUUUUUUUUUGUUUACAUGUCGUAUCUUGUUUAUUUUGUUACUAUAAUGACAUCUAUAAUUGAGAGUCGAAUUAAGAAGAAAAAAAUCGCCUUUUGCCUGCGUGCAGUUCGGUCAUGCCAAUCCACCCACGUGGGCGCUUAAAAAUGAGAAGACGUCCUGACUUCCCUCGCGUUCCUGCAAAGUCGGAAGGCUUUUAAACGGGUAAGGGAAGUUGGGGGUGAUGGAUUUAAAAAAAACUAAACAAAAAAUAAAAAUACACACCAGACAAGCUUAUGAAUGUGUCACCCGUUUAUUUUUGAGCUGCGGCGGUGUUCCAAAAAAAGCAAAAAGCGUCUCUCGUUUCAUGUCCGGUUCGUAUCUGCUGUUGGGGUUGCCUUACCGUCGUUCUCAGUACUGUCGUUCUGUUGUGCAACUGUUUUCAAACCAUGAGGAAGGUUAAGGUGCAUGUUUGUUCUCAGUGUCAAGUCAGAAAAAAAAAAAUUUAAAA
This is a messenger RNA of Nerophis lumbriciformis (worm pipefish), 3115 nucleotides long. RefSeq names its product protein kinase, AMP-activated, alpha 1 catalytic subunit (gene prkaa1). Gene Ontology annotation, molecular function: ATP binding; protein serine/threonine kinase activity. The record is from RefSeq and is a predicted model, not a curated record. Gene Ontology annotation, biological process: protein phosphorylation; intracellular signal transduction. Gene Ontology annotation, cellular component: cytoplasm. Lineage: Eukaryota; Metazoa; Chordata; Actinopteri; Syngnathiformes; Syngnathidae.